GCAAGCUGCUUGUAGAGUGACGCCUCUCUCUCUCUCUCUCUCUCUCUCUCAAAGAAGCAAUGUUAAGAGGUUCUCAUCUCCCACCGAUAGCAACUCCAGCUCUCUGUGCUCUGAGACUAUCUUGGAUUCCCUGUCUCAGCCUCUCUUCGCCUCUAAAACUUCGCAAACUCUCCACAUUUGCGGCACCAUUUCAAACGCUUAUCCCUCAAACCUUCGCACCCAGUUGGCCUCAUCGAUCCUUUUUGAGCUUGAAGCGGGUCGUUCCUCUGAUGGGUCUUCCAUGCCCCAAGGCAACAGCUUCCUCUAGUGCUGGGAGUGACUCCGGAGAUGGCCGGGAAAUACUGGUGCAGCACUUGCUUGUUAAAGAAGAUGACCUUAAGCUUUUGGUGGAUGUUCAGCAGAGAAUUUCAGGAGGUGAAGACCUUAGUGAUCUUGCUGCUGAGCACUCAAUUUGUCCAUCCAAAGGAGAGGGAGGAAUGCUUGGGUGGGUGAGAAAGGGGCAAAUGGUGCCUGAGUUUGAGGAGGCUGCAUUUAAUGCACCUUUAAAUAAAGUUGUAAGAUGUAAAACACAAUUUGGAUGGCACCUGUUGCAAGUUAUCUCUGAGAGGGAAGAAUCCCUGCUUCAAGAUAUACAACCUGACGAGCUUCAUGCAAAGAUGCAAGAUCCCAAUUUCUCAGAAGAGGCACAAUUGGUUGAUGUUCGAGAACCUGAAGAAGUGGCCCAAGCUUCUGUGCCAGGUUUUCAAGUUCUUCCUCUCCGACAAUUUGGAAGCUGGGGACCUGAGAUAACUACCAAGUUGGAUCCUCAAAAGGAUACAUAUGUUAUGUGUCACCAUGGCCUGCGUUCGUUACAGAUUGCCAAGUGGUUGCAGACGCAGGGUUUUAGAAGAGUAUUUAAUGUUUCUGGGGGAAUCCAUGCAUAUGCCCUCAAGGUUGAUCAGUCCAUUCCUACUUAUUGAGAAGAUAUAUUUGUCUUUCACCUUCAUUGAUCCUCUUCCUCUCUCUCCCUCUCUCUCUCUCUCUCUCUCUCACACUGAGUCUUCUAAGUAGGUGUUACAAAGGCUUGGAAAAGCAGAUUUUUUUUUUCUUUUUCUUUUAACCUUGACAGAAAUUGAGUAAUAGCCUGUAAGAAUGUUUUGUGGAAAGGGAAUGAUUCCUUUUGUUUCCGA
This is a messenger RNA of Corylus avellana, 1169 nucleotides long. Its product is annotated as rhodanese-like domain-containing protein / PPIC-type PPIASE domain-containing protein. The record is from RefSeq and is a predicted model, not a curated record. NCBI's taxonomy places the organism in Eukaryota, Viridiplantae, Streptophyta, Magnoliopsida, Fagales, Betulaceae. Gene Ontology annotation, molecular function: peptidyl-prolyl cis-trans isomerase activity.